Molecule: messenger RNA, 3348 nt
Organism: Pelmatolapia mariae (spotted tilapia)
Lineage: Eukaryota; Metazoa; Chordata; Actinopteri; Cichliformes; Cichlidae
Gene: tpx2
Product: TPX2 microtubule nucleation factor
Exons: 17
Coding region: 71-2212 (713 amino acids)
Biological process (GO): regulation of mitotic spindle organization; activation of protein kinase activity
Cellular component (GO): microtubule; spindle
Source: RefSeq, a predicted model, not a curated record
UUUCCCUUUUAGUCGCAGUGAGCAAAGACGUUUCCUGUUUAGUGAGUUGUCGAAGAAGUAACCUGAAAACAUGGCCGAGAACGAGUCCGGGGAUACUUCGGAGCGCUACGAGUUUGAUGCCCCGUCCCACGUCGUUGACUUCAAAGAACUAGUGAAUGCUGGAACCGACGACAAGUGGUUUGAAAUGCACGCUGCGGGAGAAAGUGAUCAUCUUAUCACACCUUCGAGACCGGACCAGCUGCCUCUGACAAGUGAUGAGCCUGAGCACGCGAUGUUGCCUCAAACAAACACUGACGGUGGCUCUGGUCCCAGCAUAUCGGCAUCUCCACCUGCAAACAUUGUGACGUCCUGGGGUGGUGAACGUCGCACAGAGAACGAUGUCCGUUCAAAGCAAAGGCCUGUUAAUAAAGUCCCUACACAGCCACGCAGAGUUUCAAAGCGUAAAGAGAUGACCAGUGGUCCAGCUGCACCACCAUCAAAGAAGUGCAAAGAGAGUGAGCAGCUGAUUUCCGGGCUGGGUCCCCGCAGGAGUGAGCGGCUAAAUUCAAAGAGAGAACAUCAGACCCACGCAGCAGCUUCCACCUCCACACUCACAGAGCCGAGCACCUCUGAGGAGCUGGAGCUGGAGCGCAUCAGGAACCUUCAGAAGGAAGUUGCUCUUCACCGGAAGAAGAAUGAGGCCAGCUACAAGGCUGCUCUAGCAGGGAAUCCACCACCAAAGAAGAUGUUCCUGUCUACAACUGUGCCCAAAGACUUCCACUUCAGUACAGAUACCCGUGUUAAGUCCUCCACUUCAUGCAACACGGAGAAGGAAGUGGACUUUGUCAGUCAGCUUCGUAAACCCUCCUCCCCAGCAAAGGCUCGGAAAGGUGCCACGGUGCCCAAACCUUUCAACCUGUCAGCAGGCAACAAGAGGAAGGCGGAAGAGGCGAGCGCUUAUGUGCCCAUGGCCCAGCAGAUCGAGCAGUUCCAGAAGCGAACCCCCACCCGCUACCAUAUGCACAGUCGUAGAAGUCAAGAGAGAGGACCCGCCACAGCAAAGGGGAACCACCUGAAGCUCACUCAGCCCCACUCCCCACACCUGAUGACUCGUCAGAGGAGCCGGCCGCCUACUGUUAAGUGCUCUGCUGAGCUGGAGGCUGAGGAGGCAGAAAAACUUGCAAACUUUAAAAUCAAGGCGCUGGAGCUGAACAGGAAGAUACUGGAGAGUGCAGAGGACCUAAAAAAGCCAGCAGUGAAGGAGCCCACCGUACCCGAAGGCUUCGAGCUGGAGAUUGAAAAAAGGCUCCAGGAGAGGCAGGCCACAAAGAAGCCCCAGGAGGAUGACGAAAAGCCCCAGAACUUUAAAGCCAAGCCUCUGCCCAAAAAGGUUCUGGAAGGAGUUGUGGGACUGCCAGAAAAGAAAGUUGCAAAUCCGACUGUUCCCGAGUCUCCUGCCUUUGCUCUCAAGAAGAGAGUUCGACUAGACCGCAAGGUCGAGGAGGUCAAGCAGCCGUCACCAGUUAAGGCCCCUCCAGUGCCUCACUUCGGCCUGCCCUUUCAGCCCCGGCUACCUGAGAACCACCGUGUGGAGGUCUGUCCUUUCUCCUUUGAGCAGAGGGAGCGUGAAAGAAAAGCCUUGAGAGAGAAAAAGUUGGAGGAAAAGCGAAACGAAGAGAUACCACAGUUUAAGGCCCAGCCGCUGCCUGACUUUGACAGUGUGGUCCUGCCAGAGAAGAAGAAGCUGGAGCCUACCAAGCCUGAGCCUUUUAGGCUGCUUCUGGAUGAACGGGGAGCUGUGAAGAACAGUCGCUGGGAGCAGAUGGUGAAAGAAGAACAGAAACAUCAAGGGGACGCAGCAGUAUUUAAAGCUCGGCCCAACACCGUCAUUCACAAGGAGCCUUUCAGGCCCAAGAAAGAGGCCCGGCCUGCAGUGGGCAAUAAUUCUUCCAUAGUUGUAGAGGCCUUUGAACUGGCAACAGAGCGGCGUGCCCGAGAGUGGCAGGAGUACGAGCGAGCGACCAGUGAGAAGGAGGUUCUGCGGGCGCACAUGGAGGCAGAGCAGAGACGAGAAGAAGAGCAGAGACAGAAGGAGGAGAUUGCCCGGCUGCGACAAGAGCAGGUGCACAAAGCUCAGCCCAUCAGACACUACAAACCUGUAGCUGUGAAGAAGAGCGAAGUUCCUCUUACAGUCCCGGAGUCUCCAAACUUCUCCGAUCGCUUCCGCUUGUGACCACUUUUGUUGUGAAAUGUAACGUUACCACAGAAGUCUCUGACCUGAAAUGUUGUUUUUACAUUGCUUUUAAAUUUUUCUUUUUUUUUCCAUGUUUAGCUUUGUAUUUUAACUGCCUGAUGUACACUUAUUAAUGUGACUGUUUUACAGAAUAAAAUGUCAUCUACACCCACCAGUAGUUAUUGGCCUGUUAACUGCUGAGUUUGUUCUGUCAGAUUGUUUGACAUCAGCACAAGGUCGCCCGUUUAUUUGCUAAAGAGCUCUUUUUGUGAUUGGCCAGAAACUGGAGUGCUAUACAAAUAAAAGAACUUGUGCAUCCGUGGGGAAGAAUUAUUACAAAGUUUAAUAUCUAAAUUUUAACACUUGGCAUCAGACUUCUCCUGAUUGGCUGGUUUCCUGAUGGUGCUCUUGGCUGAACCACCAAACCAGAGGCGCUGUUUCAUGAGACGAGCCCUCUCACUCAGCACUGCUGAGACUUUUAAUCAUUAUUAUUCUUAAAUAUGUUUAUACACAGAACUUGAUGGUUUUGGGUCAGAUCGUUCAGUGAGCCUGAACCUCACAAAUUUAAGCUCAUGAACAUCAGUUUCAAGAAUAAAAGUGAGCUGUGAUUCCAAUAUGAAACUUCUCAGUGUGGCUUUUAUCUAAUACAGUACAAAAAAGGCUUUGGAGUGUCUGAAUAAAGCUGCUUUAGCUACAGUAAAGAGAUAUUUGCUGAAGUAAAAUCAAGCAAAACAACUUAUUUUUACAAAUCAAAGGUAACCUGCCUGUAAUGAAGUUCAGCUGAAGACAUGACUUGUGUUACUACACAAGCUGCCAUCUGGAUGGCCCAACAAAACUAAUGGGUCCAAGCAUUUACAGGCUUCCUGACCCACGUUAGUUUUUGCAGCGUUACCUCUUUAAAACAACAAACAUAACUGAGAUCAAAGAAAUACAAAAGAAACCAAUUAAACAUCCAGCUGUCCGUCCAUCCAGCACCAUGAAUGCUGAAUGACACACAGCUUCUCCAGCAACAGAUGCUGCCAUUCUGUGAGGGGGAAGCUCUCGGUGAUUUCAGCACUGCAAGUAUUCUAAAGUCAAAAUGAACAUAUUAUAAAAUGUAUUUAAAAAAAACAGUCUUAGGCCUUUCAAACCUCAGU